Messenger RNA from Puma concolor (puma), 3453 nucleotides. It is a transcript of the gene ABL1, whose product is annotated as ABL proto-oncogene 1, non-receptor tyrosine kinase. The record is from RefSeq and is a predicted model, not a curated record. NCBI's taxonomy places the organism in Eukaryota, Metazoa, Chordata, Mammalia, Carnivora, Felidae. Gene Ontology annotation, biological process: protein phosphorylation. Gene Ontology annotation, molecular function: protein binding; non-membrane spanning protein tyrosine kinase activity; ATP binding.
AUGGGGCAGCAGCCUGGAAAAGUUCUUGGGGACCAGAGGAGGCCAAGCUUGCCUGCCCUGCACUUUAUCAAAGGAGCAGGGAAGAAGGAAUCAUCGAGGCACGGGGGUCCGCACUGCAAUGUCUUUGUGGAACACGAAGCCCUUCAGAGGCCAGUAGCGUCUGACUUUGAGCCCCAAGGUCUGAGCGAAGCAGCUCGUUGGAACUCCAAGGAAAACCUUCUCGCUGGUCCCAGUGAAAAUGACCCCAACCUUUUUGUUGCACUGUAUGAUUUUGUGGCCAGUGGGGAUAACACCCUAAGCAUCACUAAAGGUGAAAAGCUCCGGGUUUUAGGCUACAACCACAAUGGGGAAUGGUGUGAGGCCCAAACCAAAAAUGGCCAAGGGUGGGUCCCAAGCAACUACAUCACGCCGGUCAACAGUCUGGAGAAACAUUCCUGGUACCACGGGCCCGUGUCCCGCAACGCCGCCGAGUACCUGCUGAGCAGCGGGAUCAACGGCAGCUUCUUGGUGCGGGAGAGCGAGAGCAGCCCCGGCCAGAGGUCCAUCUCGCUGAGAUACGAAGGGAGAGUGUACCACUACAGGAUCAACACUGCUUCUGAUGGCAAGCUCUACGUCUCCUCAGAGAGCCGCUUCAACACUUUGGCGGAGUUGGUUCAUCAUCACUCGACUGUGGCGGACGGGCUCAUCACCACUCUCCAUUACCCGGCCCCCAAGCGCAACAAGCCCACCGUCUACGGCGUGUCCCCCAACUACGACAAGUGGGAGAUGGAGCGCACGGACAUCACCAUGAAGCACAAGCUGGGAGGCGGCCAGUACGGAGAGGUGUACGAGGGCGUGUGGAAGAAAUACAGCCUGACGGUGGCCGUGAAGACCUUGAAGGAGGACACCAUGGAGGUGGAAGAGUUCUUGAAAGAAGCCGCAGUGAUGAAGGAGAUCAAGCACCCCAACCUCGUGCAGUUGCUGGGGGUCUGCACCCGGGAGCCCCCGUUCUAUAUAAUCACUGAGUUCAUGACCUAUGGGAACCUGCUGGAUUACCUGCGGGAGUGUAACCGGCAGGAGGUGAAUGCUGUGGUGCUGCUGUACAUGGCCACGCAGAUCUCGUCAGCCAUGGAGUACCUGGAGAAGAAGAACUUCAUCCACAGAGAUCUUGCUGCCCGAAACUGCCUGGUAGGGGAGAACCACUUGGUGAAGGUGGCUGAUUUCGGCCUGAGCAGGUUAAUGACAGGGGAUACGUACACAGCCCACGCCGGGGCCAAGUUCCCCAUCAAGUGGACAGCGCCAGAAAGCCUGGCCUACAACAAGUUCUCCAUCAAGUCCGACGUCUGGGCGUUUGGAGUACUGCUUUGGGAAAUUGCUACCUACGGUAUGUCACCUUACCCAGGAAUUGACCUGUCCCAGGUAUACGAGCUGCUAGAGAAAGACUAUCGCAUGGAACGCCCGGAAGGCUGCCCAGAGAAGGUCUACGAACUCAUGCGAGCAUGUUGGCAGUGGAAUCCCUCCGACCGGCCCUCCUUUGCUGAAAUCCACCAAGCCUUUGAGACCAUGUUCCAAGAGUCCAGCAUAUCAGAUGAAGUGGAAAAGGAACUGGGGAAAAAAGGUGUGCGAGGGGUUGCGAGUACUUUGCUGCAGGCCCCAGAGCUGCCCACCAAGACGAGAACGUCUAGGAGAGCCGCGGAGCACAAAGACCCCGCUGAGGUGCCCGAGACGCCCCACUCCAAGGGCCCAGGAGAGACCGAUCCUCUGGACCACGAGCCCCCUGUGUCUCCACUGCUCCCUCGAAAAGAACGAGGUCCCCAGGAUGGCGGCCUGAAUGAGGAUGAGCGCCUUCUUCCCAAAGACAAAAAGACCAACUUGUUCAGUGCCUUGAUCAAGAAGAAGAAGAAAACGGCCCCAACGCCCCCGAAACGCAGCAGCUCCUUCCGGGAGAUGGACGGCCAGCCCGAGCGCAAGGGGGCCGGCGAGGAAGAGGGCCGAGAAACCAGCAACGGGGCACCGGCUCUCACACCCUCGGACGCAGCCGAGCCAGCCAAGUCCCCAAAGCCCAGCAGCGGGGCUGGCGUCCCCAACGGAGCCUUCCGGGAGUCCGGGGGUGCAGGCUUCCGGUCUCCCCACCUGUGGAAAAAGUCCAGUACGCUGACCAGCAGCCGCCUAGCAGCCGGCGAGGAGGAGAGUGGCGGCAGCUCCAGCAAGCGCUUCCUGCGGUCCUGCUCGGCCUCCUGCGUGCCCCACGGAGCCAGGGACACCGAGUGGAGGUCCGUCACACUGCCUCGGGACCUGCAGUCCACGGGCAGGCAGUUCGACUCGUCCACGUUUGGAGGGCACAAAAGCGAGAAGCCGGCUCUGCCUCGGAAGCGGGCGAGUGAGAACAGGUCCGACCAGGCGACCAGAGGCACGGUGACUCCCCCACCCAGGCUGGUGAAAAAGACCGAGGAAGCAGCCGAUGAGGUCUUUCGAGACGCGGGGGAGUCCAGCCCGGGCUCCAGCCCCCCAAGUCUGACUCCAAAACUCCUCCGCAGGCAGGUCACGGGGGCUCCUUCCUCUGGCCUUCCCCACAAGGACGAGACCGCCAAGUCCGGUGCCUUGGGGACACCUGUCGCAGCUGAGCUGGUGCCCCCCGCCAGCAGAGCAGGGCCAGGUGCGUCCGGAGGGACCGGCAAGGCCCCCGCCGAGGAGCCCAGAGCGAGGAGGCACAAGCCUUCCUCCGAGUCCCCAGGGAGAGACAAGGGGAAACUGUCCAAGCUCAAACCUGCCCCACCGCCCCCGCCGCCGGCCUCCGUGGGGAAAGCCGGGAAGCCCGCUCAGAACCCGACCCAGGAAGCGGCCGGGGAGGCCAGCACUGGCGGGAAAACGAAAGCCGCGGCUGUGGUCGUGGAUGCUGUGAACAGUGACGCCAUCAAGCCCAGUCCGCUGGGAGAGGGCGUCAAAAAGCCCGCGCUCCCAUCCGUGCCAAAGCCGCAGUCGUCCAGCAAGCCAGCGGGGGCCCCAGCCGGGGCGGCGCCCGCCCCCUCCACGUUGCCAUCAGCAGCCUCCGCCCUGGCCGGGGACCAGCCCGCGUCUACUGCCUUCAUCCCUCUCAUAUCGACCCGCGUGUCUCUUCGGAAAACCCGCCAGCCUCCGGAGCGGAUCGCCAGCGGCACCAUCACCAAGAGCGUGGUCCUGGACGGCACCGAGGCCCUGUGCCUGGCCAUCUCCAAGAACUCCGAGCAGAUGGCCAGCCAUAGCGCCGUGCUGGAAGCCGGCAAAAACCUGUACACGUUCUGCGUGAGCUAUGUGGAUUCCAUCCAGCAGAUGAGGAACAAAUUCGCCUUCCGCGAGGCCAUCAACAAACUGGAGAAUAAUCUCCGGGAGCUUCAGAUCUGCCCGGCGACAGCAGGGAGUGGCCCGGCGGCCACUCAGGACUUCAGCAAACUCCUCAGCUCCGUGAAGGAGAUCAGUGACAUCGUACAGAGGUAG